AUGGCCCUAGGUCUCCUGUGGCUGGGCCUUGUCCUGCUGGGGGUCCUGCAGACCCAGGCCCAGGAUUCCACUCCAAACCUGAUCCCAGCCCCACCUCUGCACAGGAUCCCUCUGCAGCCUGACUUCCAGAAUGAGAAGUUCCAGGGAAAAUGGUACAUCAUAGGAUUGGCAGGGAAUGAAAUUAAUAAAGAAAAACACAGCCAGUUUAAGAUGUACACCACCACCUACGAGCUGAAAGAAGACAACAGCUACAAUGUCACCUCUACCGUGGUCUGGAAAAAGGCCUGUGACUACUGGAUCAGAACUUUUGUCCCAUGUUCUCGUCCAGGCCAAUUCACCCUGGGAAACAUCGAGCGUUACAUUGGAACCAAGAACUACACUGUCCGAGUGGUGGCCACAGACUACAACCAGUUUGCCAUGGUGUUCUUUGAGAAAGUUUACAAAAACCAGGAGUUCUUCAAGAUCACCCUCUAUGGGAGGACCAAGGAGCUGCGUCCUGUGCUGAAGGAAAUCUUCAUCAACUUUGUCAAAACCCUAGGCCUCACUGAUGAGCACAUCAUCUUCCCUAUCCCCAACGAUCAGUGCAUGGAUAAGUGA
Messenger RNA from Prionailurus viverrinus (fishing cat), 597 nucleotides. Its product is annotated as neutrophil gelatinase-associated lipocalin-like. The coding region runs from base 1 to 597 and encodes 198 amino acids. Lineage: Eukaryota; Metazoa; Chordata; Mammalia; Carnivora; Felidae. The transcript has 6 exons. Gene Ontology annotation, molecular function: small molecule binding. The record is from RefSeq and is a predicted model, not a curated record.